Messenger RNA from Drosophila innubila, 990 nucleotides. RefSeq names its product ribosome biogenesis protein NSA2 homolog (gene Ip259). Lineage: Eukaryota; Metazoa; Arthropoda; Insecta; Diptera; Drosophilidae. Gene Ontology annotation, biological process: maturation of LSU-rRNA; maturation of 5.8S rRNA. Gene Ontology annotation, cellular component: preribosome, large subunit precursor; nucleolus. The coding region runs from base 149 to 928 and encodes 259 amino acids. The record is from RefSeq and is a predicted model, not a curated record. The transcript has 2 exons.
UUCAUUUGAGACUGGCUCGAUAAAUGAAUACUUCAAAGCAACUCUGCAUGUUGUCAGUUCCAUUUCCUGUCUACGCCGCGUGUGCUGAACUCUUUCCUAUCGUACUUUUGCCAGACUAAGGUCUGCAGAAGACACACACACACAAACCAUGCCGCAGAAUGAGUAUAUGGAACGUCACCGUAAAUUAUACGGUAGACGACUCGAUUAUGAGGAGCGUAAACGCAAGAAGGAAGCACGUCUUCCCAAGGAUCGGGCACGCAAAGCCCGCAAGUUGCGCGGCAUCAAGGCCAAGUUGUUUAACAAGGAGCGACGCAACGAAAAGAUUCAGAUCAAGAAGAAGAUUCAAGCCCAUGAAGAGAAGAAGGUGAAGAAGCAGGAGGAAAAGGUUGAAGAUGGAGCACUGCCACACUAUCUACUGGACAGAGGCAUCCAAUCGAGUGCCAAGGUCCUGUCCAACAUGAUUAAGCAGAAGCGCAAGGAGAAGGCCGGCAAAUGGGAUGUGCCCAUACCAAAAGUGCGCGCCCAAUCGGAUGCCGAGGUAUUCAAGGUGCUGAGGACGGGAAAAACAAAGCGAAAGGCCUGGAAGCGUAUGGUCACAAAAGUCACAUUUGUUGGCGAGAACUUUACACGGAAACCGCCCAAGUUUGAACGCUUCAUCCGACCGAUGGCACUGCGCAUGAAGAAGGCGCAUGUAACGCAUCCCGAAUUAAAGGCCACCUUUCAUCUGCCCAUCAUUGGGGUGAAGAAGAAUCCAAGCUCGCCAAUGUUCACAUCGCUGGGAGUCAUCACCAAGGGUACAGUGAUUGAGGUCAACAUCUCGGAGCUGGGUUUGGUAACGCAAACCGGCAAAGUUGUUUGGGGUAAAUACGCACAAGUCACAAACAAUCCCGAGAACGAUGGCGUCAUAAAUGCUGUAUUACUUGUGUAAUUAGAUUCUAAGUGAUUUCCAAACAAACAAAACUACAAAUAAAUAAAUAUUAAAACAAAACA